Molecule: messenger RNA, 2772 nt
Organism: Athalia rosae (coleseed sawfly)
Lineage: Eukaryota; Metazoa; Arthropoda; Insecta; Hymenoptera; Athaliidae
Exons: 9
Coding region: 389-2422 (677 amino acids)
Source: RefSeq, a predicted model, not a curated record
ACGCGGAGGUCGAGUUCGGCGGAGGGGCCAUCGGUGUUCCUGGAAUCCGCGACGUCAGAGUAACACAACAUCGCAGAGAAAAACAGCCAGGGAUUAAUUCGGGAUGUAAUCCAAAUUGCAAACGGAUGAUAAUUUUUUUUUCAAUCCGAAAUGUGCGUCUCCUAACGUUUGAUAACUUCGGCUGACGUUUUUCACUCUUCUUCUGACCGCGACGUUGCUUUUUUGAAGCCAACUUUCACUGAUAGUUGAUCGCUAGAUGAUCGUAAGAGCCGAGCUGUGAGUCAGGUGUUUUGUUUGUAUCAGUGCGGAGAAGGCGUUCGGUGAAGUUCUCGUACGUCGUUAGCGACAGGUGGAAUAAACCAUAUUCAAAACAAUUGUUCUAUUUUCGAUGGCAAGUUUUGCCGGCAGUUCUACGGGUCUUUUACGUCCACCUACAAUGCUUGAACAACUUUUGGAAGAAAUUAAUUUUCAGAGGACAAAGGAGAUGCGUCAGUUACUCAAAGAUGAUUCGGGAUUUGUGAUGCUUCAAGGUACGACAUAUUGGACGGAUUUGUUCGUGCGCCACUUCCUAUUUCAAGCCGAGCAUACAAUCGAUGGUGAUGACCUUUUGUUCUUCGUGCGUAAGAAACACGUUAAAACUUCGUCGCGCUACUUGCCAAAGUUCGAGACAGAAGUUGACGUCUUCCGUAAGGACAGUAAGAAGCUUCCGAUCGGUGAUCCAGACAUUGAUUGGGAGGAAACUGUGUACCUGAAUCUUGUAGUUCAUCAAUUCGACUACACGUUAACCCUGGCGAUAUGCACGAGGACCAGUCCGAAAGAACUGCAGGUACUCCGAAGGCAUUCGCAAAAAGUUUACGCGAGUCCGAGUCGUCGUCGGAUGGACGCUAAAGGCGAUUUGGAGGAAAUGACUUAUCCGCACAUUUGCUUCAUGGUGGAUAACUUCGACGAAGUUUUCUGUGAUAUUUUAGUCAGGGAUGGGGAAAUGGUUUGUGUAGAGCUGGUAGCUUCGGACAGAGACGGUGCCGUUCAAGGCGUUAUUUUUCUCGGAUCCAUCCGGUACGACGCUUUAAAGAAAGUAUACGAUGCGAGGUCAAGUUUGAGCACGAAAAUGGCGCAGCGCAUGACGUUCGGCUUAUUUUCCGGGGCAGCAUCUCAGAGGGUGGAGUUCGUACGAAUGAAGGGUCCUCAAGGUAAAGGUCACGCGGAAAUGGCUGUGACAAAGCCAAAAGGAUCAGGUGCAGAGACGCCAACAUCUGAGCCUGGUUAUUGCGCUACCGACGCUCUCUGGGACGCAGAUUGGGACGAUGCUGAAGAGAUUUUCAUGUACCGUCAUCAAAGACGUCUUUCAGACCCGAGCGCGAAUUUGAACAAUUUCGUUCGCGGUGGAUGGCGGACGAAGCCUGACUCUGCGGCGACAAAAGCACGCUCAGAAAAUGAGGGUCUGGACUCCAUGGCUAACGGACUCAGUGAAAUCGAAGCUGGCGAUGUUCGCGAUGCGGAAGUUCAGGACACCUGCAGCUGGGGCGGCGGACGGGGCUCGCCACACUCUCUUGGGAAUAGCAGAAGUCCACGCUCUCAAAGGAGAAGAUCACCUAUACUUCCGGCAAGAUACGCAAGCAACCGGAAACAACGAAACUCCCGGGAACUCCCUAACGAAAAUCUGUCACCCAGUCGCAAGGAGGCCUAUCACGAGACUGGCGGCCCCCAGAAUCAUCAUAUCGAAGUUGGAAGUGAGAUAUUGCCGCCCGGUCCGUGCCUGACAGACGACAACGUAAGGCAAAAGCUCGACUCCGGGGCGAUAUUGGUCCACGGAAAAGAAGAGCUACCCCUGAAUUACGGUGACGAUAAUAACUCUGUUGGCGUGGUCGUAGGCGCGGACCCUGGGGAACGACUGUUUAAAAAUAGUAAAAAUCUUAGCCGUGAAUCGCUUCAUCGUGCCAUCGAAAGUAACAACAUCGAACUAGCAAAUGGAACCGGCGUUAUCAACGUGGACACCCGGUUAGAGAACAAAAACAAGAACGAGUCGACGCCACGAGACAAAAAUGCUAAUGCUAAAAUAUCAAGAACUAAUGGAUGCACGCAAAAACAAAGCGCCACUUUACCUAGACGCCGAAGGAGGCGACCCUUAGCUGGAAGUCUUCGUGGAACUCCACUUCCGCCCCAUCGAGUAACUCCCGAUGGCACCGCCAUCUAUUAUUGGUGCGAGCUCCCGCGCCGCCCCGGUUCACAGGAACUAGAUGACGGAGCGUACAAUCCAUUGUGGACCAUGCGCGGGUUCACGCAGACGUUUCACUUCUGGAAGGAGACGAGACGAGCACAAUCCGUACCCCUCAACGCAUUUCUUACUUACAUCACUUUGCCAUGGUGGAGUAUAGCCAAAGAUAUAUUAGAUCACAGAGAGGGUCCAAUUCUGACGUUCUAACCGCGGUUCGUCAUGGAAGUCCGUUUCAUUCAUUUUUUCUUCUAAUUUGCCGUGCUGCAGUUUGAAGAUUAUCGCUGAGAAUCAUAACGUUGAACUGUACCUAUAAAUGAACUGAAGGAUAUUAUUAAAUGAUACAAACAUUUCAAGGCUGAUACAAAGAAAUUCAAGACAAAUGUAUUUCUCUUCUUAUACAUUAUACACUUAGUUAGUCACGAUUGGUGGACAAACUAAAAAAAAAAAAAAAAAAAUUACCAAUAUUAAGAGAAAGAAAUUAAAUAAAUCAUUUACUUUUUACUGUGAGCAUAUAAAAUAUUGCGAGAAAUGUGGCUAAUAAAAUUCAUUCAACAUCA